Propithecus coquereli (Coquerel's sifaka) is the source of this 912-nucleotide messenger RNA. RefSeq names its product olfactory receptor 4K3-like. Gene Ontology annotation, biological process: G protein-coupled receptor signaling pathway. Gene Ontology annotation, cellular component: membrane. The record is from RefSeq and is a predicted model, not a curated record. The transcript has a single exon. Gene Ontology annotation, molecular function: G protein-coupled receptor activity; olfactory receptor activity. NCBI's taxonomy places the organism in Eukaryota, Metazoa, Chordata, Mammalia, Primates, Indriidae. Bases 1 to 912 code for a protein of 303 amino acids.
AUGGAAGAAGCAAACCAGUCUGCUGUGUCUGAGUUUAUUUUUCAGGGACUUUGUAAUUCAAGGAAGCUCCAGACACUCCUCUUCUUGCCAUUUUCUAUACUUUACCUGAUGACUGUUGUGGGUAACCUCCUUGUCGUGCUAUUAAUCAUCAAUGACCACCGUCUCCAUUCCCCCAUGUACUUUCUCUUAGCCAACCUCUCAUUUGUUGAUUUCUGCCUUUCCUCAGUAACUACUCCUAAACUGACCACAGACUUUCUAAAGGAUAAUAAGACCAUUUCCUUUGGGGGCUGCAUGAGUCAGAUCCUUUGUGUUCAUUUCUUUGGAGGGGGUGAGAUGGUGCUUCUCGUGACAAUGGCCUAUGACCGUUACGUGGCCAUCUGCAAGCCACUCCAUUACUCCAGCAUCAUGAACAGACAAAAGUGCGUCUGGCUAGUUUUAAUAUCAUGGAUCAUUGGCUUUCUGCAUGCCAUGAGUCAACUGGCAAUGAUUUUGGAUCUGCCCUUCUGUGGACCCAAAGUAGUGGACAGCUUUUUCUGUGAUAUCCCUUUGGUGAUCAAACUAGCCUGCAUGGAUACUCAUACUUUGGGAACAGUGAUAAAUGCUGACAGUGGGGUUUUGGCAACAGCUUGCUUCAUUCUCUUGAUGAUCUCCUACACUUAUAUCCUAUUAACUGUCCGCCUUCACUCUAAAGAUGGAGCAUCGAAAGCACUCUCUACCUGUACUUCCCACAUCACAGUAGUGGUGCUUUUCUUUGGACCCUGCAUCUUCAUCUAUCUGUGGCCACUCAGCAUCACUUGGGUGGACAAGUUUCUUGCUGUGUUUUACACAGUAAUCACACCUCUCCUGAAUCCAGCCAUUUAUACGCUGAGAAAUCAGGAGAUUAGAAAUGCCAUGAAGAGGCUGAUAAACUAG